UUUGCAACCUAAAACAGAGCGAACUCACAAACCAUAUUGCUAAAUUUUCAUCAAAUUCAAUGGAAGAUUCAAGCUUGACAGACCCUACCCUUCCAACAGAACUCAUCACUGAAAUCCUCUCAAGGCUUCCAGUUAAAACCCUGGUGCGGUUCAGGUCUGUCUCAAAAUCUUGGCUUGCUUUGGUUUCUAGCCCUGAAUUUGUCAAAACCCAUCUUAGUGUAUCUGCUAAUAACAAAGAUUACACGCACCACAGGCUUGUGUUGACAGCGGGUGGGAAUAUAUUCAGUUCUCGUGAAAUCGACUACUUUCUUAGGGACUGUUCUCUUAGUUCUUUACGUAAUGAUUCUGUGACUGAGGCAUUUCGCUUGAAUUAUCCCAUGAAUAAACCCCACAAAAGUGUUACUGUUGUGGGUUCGGUUAAUGGAUUGAUUUGUCUUGCCAUUGAUGAUAUUGACUUGUUUCUAUGGAAUCCAUCAGUUAGAAGGUACAAGAAUUUGCCUCAUCCUAGACCUACAGUUUAUCAUUUCGGUUGGUUCAAAUAUGGUUUUGGAUAUGAUGAGUCCAAUGAUGAUUAUAAGAUAGUAGGUAUAUUUAGAAAUCACGACAAUGAAAGGUUGCAUCAUGUUGAGAUCAAAAUAUAUAGUCUAAAGAGUAAUUCUUGGAGAAGUAAGAGUGAUAUUCCCGAUGAGAUGCGAUUCUUUGAAACAGGUAAGUUUGUAAAUGGGAAGCUUCAUUGGGCUGGGGAGCUUCAUUGGCCUAAUAAUUGGGCUUUUCAUAAGAACUGGAACAUCAUUUCUAUUGAUUUGGCUGAUGAGAAAUGGGGAAAGGUGGAGCAGCCCCGCUAUGUAGAAGUUGAUUUUUGUUUGGAGCUUGGAGUAUUGGGAAGUGAUCUUUCAAUGAUUUGGAAGUAUUCCGUAAGUCACGCAGAUGUGUGGGUUAUGAGAGAGUAUGGGGUUAAAGAGUCUUGGACAAAAAUGUAUACUGUCAAAUAUCCUAGUUAUGUGUAUUCUUCUUUUAUUGAUCCAACACUUUGCAUGUCAAACAAAGGUGAAAUAUUGCUUGUGCCUGGAUCGACUUUAAUGGUACGCAAUCCGGACUAUGAACUGAUCAGAUAUCCAAAGAUUGUCAACUUUCAUUCAUGUGUUGCGGCGGACGUCUACGUUGAAAGCCUAGUUGUCCCCUAUUACAGAACGAACCAAGCACACAACAAAAAUUGAAGGCGGCAGAAGCUCAGAUGAAUGACAAUGCUAUAGCUAAUGACUUGAGAUGAAAGCUGAUGUUAGGAACAACUAAUCCACUCCUUAUUGAUUUGCAUGGAUCAAAAUGAUCAAGUAUGGUUUUCCUCUGUUGUCAAAGUUCAUUGUGAUGCGUUAAUGUCAUUUCCAUGUCCAUAGAGUUAGACUUAACUCAAUUUUGGUUGGU
Nicotiana attenuata is the source of this 1422-nucleotide messenger RNA. Its product is annotated as F-box/kelch-repeat protein At3g23880-like. The coding region runs from base 60 to 1217 and encodes 385 amino acids. The transcript has 2 exons. Lineage: Eukaryota; Viridiplantae; Streptophyta; Magnoliopsida; Solanales; Solanaceae. Gene Ontology annotation, molecular function: protein binding. The record is from RefSeq and is a predicted model, not a curated record.